Caenorhabditis bovis is the source of this 1389-nucleotide messenger RNA. Lineage: Eukaryota; Metazoa; Nematoda; Chromadorea; Rhabditida; Rhabditidae. The record is from the annotation of a GenBank genome assembly.
AUGCCAAUUAUUAUACUAAUUGUCAUCACGUAUUUGCCGGAAAAACCGCAUGAGAAGAUUGUGAAGGAACAGAACUGCUAUAAAACGUGCAAGUUUCGUGUCGUCGAGACAAUUCCGACCAACAUCACGUUCGGCGAUUCGCCGCUUCCGAUGUCGACGUACCGCGCGUGGAGUCAUCUGAUUAAAAGUGCGCGUGAGGAGUUGUUCAUCGCCGCCUACAAGUCGAGUUUACAGGGCAAACAUGUGCUCGGCGAUAUGGACAAAUUGUUCUCGAAUGAGGGCGAUGCCAUUUAUGGCAACAUCAUGUCGGUAGGAAAGACCGGUGAAGUAAAUAUCAGAAUGAUCGAGAAUUAUCCGCCAAAAGAUAAAGGAGAUAACGCGGAUGGUGUGAUUCUUCAAAAUUAUGGAGCAGUUCAUCGAAAAUCAAUCGAUAUUAGUCAUUAUAUGGGCCGCGGAAAAAUGCAUUCGAAAUUUAUGAUUGCCGACAGGAAGCACUUUUAUCUGGGAUCAGCGAACCUCGACUGGAGGUCGCUUAAUCAGAAAAUGGAAUUAGGCCUUCUCAUCGAAGAUUGCGAAUGUCUUGGAGAGGAUUUGUACAAUAUCUUUGACGUUCUAUGGCAUCUUAAAGAGACGGGCCUCAACAAUAAUAAACCGCUUCAGCGGAAUGCGGCCUAUAAUAAGGAAAGACCAUUGAGUGUGCAGAUUCAAGGAAAACCAGCGAAAGUUUACAUUGCGACAUCGCCGAAGGAAUUGAACAACCCGAGGAGAACGUGGGAUUUGGACGCGAUUGUUCACGAGAUUGAUUCGGCCAAGCAGUUCAUUGACAUUCAUGUAAUGGACUACUUCCCACUGUUCUUGUACAGAAACCCUAAAGUUCACUUUGCUAUUAUUGACGACGCAAUCAGGCGGGCAAUUGUAAGAGGAGUGCAAAUCCGAAUGCUGGCUGCUGCCCUACACUAUCCAGAUAUUGGAACCCGAUUCUUAAGAUCCCUUGAAUCGCUCAAUAAUGUUUAUGCGAAUGGGACCAUGCAAGUGAAAAUCUUCAAAGUGCCAACGGCGAAUGUUGAAAGUAUUGUGAUAAAUCGAGAAAGGAGAACUCAUAAUAAAUUCAUGGUCACUGAAUCCGCGGUUAUCAUUGGUACUAGCAACUGGUCUGGCGACUAUUUCAUGGGCGGCACUACUGGAGCAGCAAUUGUGAUUCGACAGACCGGAAAGACUAGGCCGUUCGUUAGAGAAAUGACCGAAAUUUUCAAUCGCGAUUGGAAUAGUGAAUAUGCACAUCCUUUAGACGAGUAUUUCGAGAAAUGCGUCGAAACCGACAUCGGCGAAUUUUGCGAGGGCAAAAAGGAUCCGACGCUGUUCGCGAGUCCCGAAUCGUCGCAGGAAUAG